AUGGCAACUAAUAGCUCAAGAGCAGCAGCUGAUGAAACUUCUCCAAAGCCAUGGAAAACCAUCAUCCUCUCAGAGCUCAAGAAACAAGCAAACAUCACACUGCCAUUGAUACCAAUGAACUCUACUUGGUUCAUCAAAACAGCAAUCACCACCGCCUUCCUCGGCCGGCUCGGAGAGCUCGAGCUCGCUGCCGGAACUCUCGGCUUCACCUUCGCCAACGUCACCGGCUUCUCCAUUCUCACCGGCCUCUGUUGGGCCAUGGAACCCAUUUGUGGGCAAGCUCAUGGUGCUCAAAACCACAAGCUCUUACACAAGACACUCUUCAGGGCCAUCUUGCUUCUCUUACUCACUAGCAUUCCCAUCUCCUUCUCAUGGAUCUAUGUGGACAAAAUCUUUCUUCUCGUUGGCCAGCAAGAGGACAUGGCAGAGCUUGCAAAGGUUUAUGUAAUAUAUCUCCUUCCAGACUUAGUGGUCACCUCACUCCUAUGUCCUCUUAAGACUUAUUUAAGCUCACAAGGAGUAACACUUCCAACACUCUUCAGCUCAGCUAUAGCCCUUGCUUUCCAUGUUCCACUUAACAUCUUGCUUUCAAGGAAUAAGGGACUCAAAGGAGUGGCUCUAGCCACUGGGUUAACAGACCUUAUAGCCACAAUAACACUAGCCAUAUACGUGAUUAUCAGUGAGAUAAUUAAAAAGAAAGCUGGCCAUGAAGAGGAGUCAGAGUUAAGAGGAGGAGGAGGAGGAUGGUGGUUGUUGGAUCUUUUAAAGGUGAGUGAAUGGUUACAUUUGCUUAAGCUAGCCAUGCAGUGCUGUUUCAUGGGGUGCAUGGAGUGGUGGUGCUAUGAGAUCUUGAUCAUGCUCUCAGGGAGAGUACUCGCCGGCGACGAUGGCAGGAGAUCGGUGGCUGUGCUUACGGUGGUGUUAAACUUUGAUUAUCUUCUUUAUGCUGUGAUGAUCUCCAUGGCUACUUGUGCUUCCACACGUGUCUCAAAUGAUCUUGGAGGUGGCCAUGCACAGAGAGCUUGGUUUUCAGCUUGUGUUUCUUUGGGUUUAGGAGUGGUUGCAGGGUUCAUUGGAGGGAUGGCAAUGGUGUCAUUUAGAGGGUAUUGGGGAGGUUUGUUUAGUAAUGAUGAAGGGGUUGUUAAGGGAGUUAGAAAGGGGCUCUUGUUCAUGGCUUUGGUGGAGGUGUUUAGUAUUCCUUUAGGGGUUUGUGGAGGUGUUGUACGUGGGACAUCAAGGCCAUGGUUAGGGAUGUUUAGUGCUGGAGGGUUUUAUGUUGUGGGGUUGCCCUUGGCUGUGGUUUUGUGUUUUGAGGUUGGGAUUGGGGUGGAAGGGUUGUUGUUGGGGUAUAUGGGUGGAUGUGUGACUGGUUUGGGUUUGAUAUGUGUUGUUGUGGCUUGUCUUGAUUGGGUUGGAGAAGCUGAGAAGGCUACACAGUUUGCUGUUUCUGUUUGA
Dioscorea cayenensis subsp. rotundata (Guinea yam) is the source of this 1455-nucleotide messenger RNA. RefSeq names its product protein DETOXIFICATION 56-like. Gene Ontology annotation, cellular component: membrane. The record is from RefSeq and is a predicted model, not a curated record. Lineage: Eukaryota; Viridiplantae; Streptophyta; Magnoliopsida; Dioscoreales; Dioscoreaceae. Gene Ontology annotation, biological process: xenobiotic detoxification by transmembrane export across the plasma membrane. Gene Ontology annotation, molecular function: xenobiotic transmembrane transporter activity; antiporter activity. The coding region runs from base 1 to 1455 and encodes 484 amino acids. The transcript has a single exon.